Poecilia reticulata (guppy) is the source of this 2908-nucleotide messenger RNA. It is a transcript of the gene nppb, whose product is annotated as natriuretic peptide B. Gene Ontology annotation, molecular function: hormone receptor binding; hormone activity. Gene Ontology annotation, biological process: cGMP biosynthetic process; neuropeptide signaling pathway; receptor guanylyl cyclase signaling pathway. The record is from RefSeq and is a predicted model, not a curated record. Gene Ontology annotation, cellular component: cytoplasm; extracellular region. Lineage: Eukaryota; Metazoa; Chordata; Actinopteri; Cyprinodontiformes; Poeciliidae.
AUUUCUGCCAGACCAAAAAAGAAAAAAAAAAAACAGCUAUGCAAUAAACUAUUUUAAUUAAAAAGGUCAAAAUUUGUAAACAAUGAUACAUCCAAAACUUAAACAGAUUUUUUUCUCAUUGAAAGAUUGAGGAAAAUUGAGAAAAACAUUUUUUUAAAAAAGGAAAACGUCUCUUCUCAGCAAUAAAAGCAGGAUUUGGUUCACAAUUUCUCUGAAAAACGUUUGUUAUUCAACCAAAUUUAAUAAAUUAAUUAAAGUAGAUUUGGCUUCACCCAAGUUUCGCCAAAGUCUGCUUUUGAGUAAAAAUAAUGGGAUUAUUUUAUUAUCUCUAGAUCUGAUUACAAUUUUUGUUGCCACAAUUCAAUUCAAAAUCGAUUUUUGAUUCAAAACGAUUAUUCAUCAUGAUUCCUGCUUCAAUCGAUAUGCGCGCCAAGAAAUCUCACGAUCUACUCCAGGCUGCUUAGCGAGGCAGAAUGACAGACACCGAGGUGUCCUUUCAUUAACUCAGCUUUAAAUAUUAAUCCACGUUUAGCGUAAUCUGCUCUCCCACGGCGCUCUGUACCGGAAGGAGCGGCGUACCUCGUUAAAAGCUCCGUUGUGGCUUUGCUCCAAGUAUCCGUUAGUUCCGUUUGGCUCCAUCUUCAUUUUGCAAACCUUGAACCCGGUGAAACUCGGAAAGCUCCAUCUUUCAAGCACUUCCUUAAAAAAUAAAUAAAAUGAGUCCAAAUGUUUUCCCUGACCGAGGGAUGACACGUCAAAUCUCUCUCGUUCUUCUUCUUGUUUUCUGUAAUGGCGGAUCGUAAACAACUUCAAGUUGAAUACCGCCACCUACCGUUCAGCCUGGGAAGCUACAAAAUGGAGGCCGAGACACUGUCUGAUAAACGACAAUGUGCCUUUAAUAACUGCACAAUUGUUACGUGUCCCGUUUUAUUUGUAGAAUAUUGUUUAUGUUCGUGCUGAUAUCAGUUUGUGAAUUUUAUUUUGUGUUUGUAACCAAAGAUAAAUAAGCUUUUUUCUUUUUUAUUUGGAGACAUUUUCAAUCGUUCGUUUCUGAAUCUUAUCAAAUGAGAAUUGGGAUUCUUGGUUGAAUUUUUAAUUAGUUUGAGUAAAAGUCACGGGAUAAAUCUAUUUACCAUAUAAAAAAAUAACUGAAAUGCAAAAGGUGUAUAAUAAUUAAAAAACAAAUCUUACACUUUCUUGUUAAAAUGAUAUUUAUGGAAAAGCAACACAGCAGAUGAGUAUAUUUUAGUCGGCUGCUGCGAUAAAUAGGUCUACCAUCACAGGAAACUCAUGACCACAUGGUUUCUGGUCUAUAUUUAGCUCUUUGAUAAAGCAGUUCAAGUUCUGCUGGUAAAACAUGCAUCCCCAUCAUACCAAACAUUCCUGUGUUAUUUACUCUGAUCUAAUAAUCAAAACAUAGCAAAAAGUAAUAAUAAAUAGCGACUUUCACUGCAUAAUCACUAUCAUUUGGCUUAUUUUGAAGCAUUUUAUCGAGUUAUCAGCACUGAGAGGAAAAAUGUGUUUUCGCUUCUGAACACUGAAAAAAAAUACAAAAUCUUACCAAGUAGCUUUGAUCUAGUUUUUAGUAAAAAUAUCUUAGUGUUGUCUUACACAGAAGUAACUUAGCAUGUUAUAAGUCGCACUUAUAACAUGGGAAAAAUGUCUUAUGAAAUAAUCUGCCAAUGGAACAAAUACGUUUUUUCCAAUUAUUAAGGAAUUUCUUAAAACAAGUUACAAUAUCUCACUUAAAAGUUAUUUGUAAGUUAGUUUUGUCUAAUCUCAAGUGUAUUAAGCUACUUGCAUCAGAAACUAGACCCAAAAUACUUGGUAAGGUUUUGUUUUUUUGCAGUGAAGGAAAUGAGGUCAUAGUCUGAACCCCCAGAAAAGAAUUUGCUUAUCUCCAUUUGGUGACCAACAUGUUGUUUUACCACGUAGACGCCUCCAUUUAGCAACUCUGUCAUUUUUUACAACUUCCUGUAGCCUAGUGACAACAUCUGAGUCCUGAGUGGACGGUGGGUUGGACCUUUUCCUGAAACAAAGUAGGAUAUGGAAGCAGCAGCUGUCAGAUAUCUCAGAUAUGCUACUUAAUAAGGAGCCGUUUCCGACAGCUUCCGUUAUCAGAAUCAGGUGUGAAGAAUGCAUAAAGCCGGAGUUCAAAUUCCCAGCAUUCCUCGGCGUCAGGCUCAAGUAUAAAGGAGCAGCUGGUGGAGCCCAGCAUCCGAACAGCAGCCGAGUCAAAGGCCAACGAGUGGAGAUAUGAACGGCAGCAUCUCUCAGAGAAAUAUGUUUCUAUCUUCCAUUCCUCUCUGCGGUCUGCUCCUCAUCUUCAACCUGGAGCCAAGCAGCACUUACCCCGUCAGCACCGGCUUCACCGACACCGAUACCGACAUCCUGAAGGUGCUGCUUCAGAAACUGGAGGAGUCGGUUUCAGAGCAGACUGCGGCGGACGAAGGAGUCACCGAGGAGGACGGCCGCGCUGACAGGGGGAACAUGGAGGACACGUCCAGCGAGCGGCAGCCUCAGACCGACCUGGACGAGGAGCAAAUCAGAGAAUUCCUCUCCGCCAAGAACCUGAAGAGCGUCCGCAACGACUCGUCCAAGAGGUCUUCCGGCUGCUUCGGGCGCCGCAUGGACAGGAUAGGCUCCAUGAGCUCCCUGGGCUGCAACACGAUUGGCAGAUACAAUCCAAAGCAGAGGUGAAGUCUUACCAUCCGACUGAUGCUGCUCCAAAGUCUGUACCAAAACCUGUUUCCUUUUAAAUGUUAUUUAUUGACUAAUAUUUACCGUUUAUUUCUCUCGCCGAUAUUUAAAGAGUAUUUAUUGAAAAUAGAUGUGAUGUUGUUCCUCCUGUACUGUUGAAUGUCUAAUAAAUGUUUACAUCAUCAGAAACGUGUUAGUUUUGUCAAAG